AUGGACACCAUUACAUCUAGGCAAGCACUUGUCGGCAACGACAGGAUCAUCUCCAACAACGGCAAGUUUGCUCUCGGCUUCUUCCAGACAGGCAGUAAGUCCUCCCACAACACCCUGAACUGGUACCUAGGCAUAUGGUACAACAAUGUCCCCAAGCUAACUCCAGUAUGGAUAGCAAAUGAUCAUAACCCAGUUACAGACACCACCACGUCGGAGCUGAUAAUAUCCAGUGAUGGCAACCUCGUCAUCUUAAACCAAGUCACCAUGUCCAUCAUCUGGUCUACCCACACGAAUACCAUAAGCAACAAUACCAUUGCUAUGCUAUUGAACAGCGGAAACCUCAUCCUACAGAACUCCUCGAACUCAUCAAAUGUGUUGUGGCAGAGCUUUGAUUACCCCACAAAUACCUUCCUCCCUGGUAUAAAACUAGGUUGGAACAAGAUCACGGGUCUGAAUCGCCGUCUGGUUUCUAGGAAGAACUUGAUUGACCUAGCCCCUGGCAGAUAUGGUGCAGAGUUAGAUCCAAGUGGUGCCAAUCAGUACAUCUUUACACAGCUGAACUCGUCCAUACCAUAUUGA
Molecule: messenger RNA, 579 nt
Organism: Aegilops tauschii subsp. strangulata
Lineage: Eukaryota; Viridiplantae; Streptophyta; Magnoliopsida; Poales; Poaceae
Source: RefSeq, a predicted model, not a curated record